AUGUGCAAGUUCAUUUGUUUCAUAUUUGUCGUAUCUUCAAUGGUAGUGGACGGUGCAAACAGAUGGCUCAACAACGGUGAAUUCUGUGAAACACCCUUCGGCGCAUUUGGUACUUGUGAGUUGGUGAGAAACUGUUCUUAUGUAAAAAAGAUUUUCUCCAAGCCAGACUUUUCGGCCUACGACGAGGAAUACUUGAACUCAUUGAAGUGUGGUGAGAUGAAAAUUCAUGGUAAAAAACCUUUUCCACUGGUAUGUUGUCCAACGUUUGAAAAUGUUCACUGCAAAAAUGAAUUCUCGAAUAGAAUUUACGAUGGCAUUACAACACAGCGAGGAGAAUUCCCGUGGGCCGCCCUUUUGUUUUAUGACGUCGGAAUCAAUCGCCCGGUGCCGAAAUGUGGUGGAUCGCUUAUCAGCGAACUAUACGUGAUAACGGCUGCCCACUGUACCACCGGCAAACCACAGUGGCAGCUUCUUUUCGCCCGCUUCAAUGAGUUCAACACGACCAGCAACGAAAAUUGUACUUACAUUGAUGAAGAGGAAAUCUGUCGGUAUGACUAUGCUAUAGAAUCGGUCAUCCCCCACCCGGAUUACGGUAGGAAUCAAAAUUCUCAGCCGAAUGAUAUCUGCAUCCUGAGGCUUGCCACGGCAGUAACGUUCAACUUUUUCGUGAAGCCAAUCUGCUUGCCCCUUGAAACGGACGUACAGGGGCUUCCCGUUGUGAAACAUAACUUCACCGUUACUGGAUGGGGUGAAACGGAAAAUGCAAUGCGAAGUGAACUUCAGCUGCAUGUAGUAAUACCCGGAUUGGACAAUACGGUCUGUAACUCGGUUUAUAAAGUUGCCAACGUGACACUAUCGGAUAAGCAGCUUUGUGUCGGUGGACUAAAUGGUACCGACUCGUGCCGCGGUGAUUCUGGAGGACCUCUUAUGCGGAAUGUGUCGAAUAUCUGGUAUUUGGCAGGAGUCGUCAGCUUUGGCGCCCGGCUAUGUGGAACGGAAGGCCUUCCCGGCGUGUACACUAAUGUGGAGAAGUACUUGAGCUGGAUCGAAGAUAUAACGUUCGUAGAGCAAUAUUGGUAA
Molecule: messenger RNA, 1080 nt
Organism: Anopheles coustani
Lineage: Eukaryota; Metazoa; Arthropoda; Insecta; Diptera; Culicidae
Product: CLIP domain-containing serine protease B15-like
Exons: 4
Coding region: 1-1080 (359 amino acids)
Biological process (GO): proteolysis
Molecular function (GO): serine-type endopeptidase activity
Source: RefSeq, a predicted model, not a curated record